This is a messenger RNA of Bacillus rossius redtenbacheri, 2297 nucleotides long. RefSeq lists its product as uncharacterized. Gene Ontology annotation, molecular function: nucleic acid binding; zinc ion binding. Lineage: Eukaryota; Metazoa; Arthropoda; Insecta; Phasmatodea; Bacillidae. Bases 50 to 1474 code for a protein of 474 amino acids. The record is from RefSeq and is a predicted model, not a curated record. The transcript has a single exon.
UAAAUAGUGUAGUGAUAGAACAAUAGUGACAGCGAAAGACUAAUAGUGUAUGUUGACAAGAAAGAUGGCUGCUGACAAGUUGGAAAACAUAGUGGCUUUCUUGGCCGAAAUGAAUAAUAAAAUUGAUAAAGGUCAGGAAGAACUGAAGAAUGAAAUGAAGAGUAACAGGGAAGAAAUGAAGAAUGGCCAGGAGAAAAUGGAGAAUAGGCUGGACGAGAUGAAGAGUAGCCAGGAAGAAAUGAAGAAUGAAAUGAAGAGUAACAGGGAAGAAAUAAAGAAUGGCCAGGAGAAAAUGGAGAAUAGGCUGGACGAGAUGAAGAGUAGCCAGGAAGAAAUGAAGAAUGAAAUGAAGAAUAGCCAGGAGAAAAUGGAGAAUAGGCUGGACGAGAUGAAGAGUAGCCAGGAAGAAAUUAAGAAUGAAAUGAAGAGUGGCCAGGAAGAAAUGAAGAAUAAAAUUGAUAAUUGCCAAGAAGAGAUGAAAAAGAAGAUCGAUGAAACCAGCAACCAGUUGGAAGGCAAAGUACAGUGUUUAGAGCAACAUGUGGCAGAACAUGAAGAACUAGUAGCACAACAGCUGGCCCAACUCGAGCACACCACAGAACAGCGAAUAUCAGCGGUAACCGAAGAAUGGCGUCGGAUGCUAAAGGAUGCUACAUGUGCUACGAAACGAAGCAGUUAUUCUGGAGAUGUGAAGGUGGAAGCCGCAACCUGUCAUUCAAAGUUCAAGCCACCCACCUUCGAUGGCCAAACCUCGUGGGCUGUCUACAGAAGACAGUUUGAGGCAGCUUCUGAGGUAAAUGGCUGGGACGAGGAGGAGAAGGCUACAGCACUCGUCCUGGCCCUGCGAGGACCUCCACUCGAGCUGCUUCAGACCAUACCAGUACCAGAGCAGAAGAACUAUGCGGUACUGGUGGAAGCUCUCGAGCUAAGGUAUGGCGACCGACACAUGGGCGAGGUAUACAGAACAGCCCUGAAGACACGUCAGCAGCGGCCCUCAGAAACAUUCCAGGAAUUCGAGGCAGACAUCGAGCGUCUUGUGUACCUCGCUUACCCAGAUGCACCAACAGAAUUUCGACAACAGCUGGCAACCAGUGCAUUUAUAGACGGGAUCAGAGAUGCAGAAGUACAGCAGACUCUUCGUUUGGCCCGGCACAAGAAGAGCUGCGAUGCCUUGGUCCAUGCCUUAGAAAUUGAAGCGGCACGCAGUGCUUCAAGAAACACCAGCAUUAGGACAAGGAGAACUGGACUGGAGCCAUAUACUGAAGGAAAUGCCAGAAACAACACUAAUGAAGGAGAUAUCAUCAGGGCAUUGAAGAAGUUGCUAAAUGAUUCUCCGGGUACCCAGGCCCGAAGAGUAGGACGCCCACGGUGCUUUGUCUGCCAAGAAUUAGGACACAUCCAGCGGGAAUGCCCGACACACAAGAAGACAUCACAGAAAGAAGACAAGCGAGAAGAACAGGGAAACGGGCAGUAGCUGGUGUGAGGGGGCACACGCCAGCUCUACGGGAAAUGGUAGCCCCUAGGGUUUUCCCAGUAUCCUUACUUCGCAGAGGUCAGGACAGUUUGUUGCUUAAUGGAUGGAUCAAUGGUAGACAGUGUUUACUCACUGUUGACACAGGGGCAUCAGUGUCUAUCAUCCGCUCAGACCUUGUGAGUAGGGACAAACUGAAGAGAACACCCAUUCCAUACAGGCUUAAAACAGCCACUGGGGACACUGCACCAGUGCAUGGAUGGUUGGAAUCGGAAGUAAGGAUUGGGACUUGGACAUUACCACAGAAAUUUCUUGUUGCCGAUAUCACUGAUGAAGUAAUUCUAGGAGUGGACAUAAUGAAUCAGUAUGGAUUUGUUAUUGACAUGGAGGGACAGGUACUGCGUAUAAAAGGGGAAGAGGUGGCUUUGUUUACCCCUGAUCAAUUGGAAGUUCCUGUAAUGCAGGUAGUAGUUAGCGAAUCUGUGUCAAUUCCAGCAAACCAUGAGCAGAUUGUAGCUGCUAGAAUAAUGGGAGACCCUAGGGGCAACAUGAGCUACCUGAUUGAGCCGGAUAUGACUUUAGGAUUGGAGAAGCUCCUGAUUGCUCGAAGCAUUGCUAAGGUCGGCGAGGUUGUACCAGUCAGGGUAGCCAACCUUGAUUCGCGAACGAGGGUUCUGAAACAGGGAGACCCAAUAGCUAGCUGUGAACCAGUCUCUUGGGUAGGCCUGUGUGAGUCUUCUUCACCUAGCAUACAUACCGAGCAGAGACUUAAUCCUAAUUUAGAACAGUUAUUGGAGCGAAGCCAAGAUAAUCUGACAAGUGAAGA